This is a messenger RNA of Malania oleifera, 3814 nucleotides long. Its product is annotated as splicing factor U2af large subunit A. The transcript is spliced from 11 exons. Gene Ontology annotation, cellular component: commitment complex; nuclear speck; U2-type prespliceosome. Bases 456 to 3281 code for a protein of 941 amino acids. The record is from RefSeq and is a predicted model, not a curated record. Lineage: Eukaryota; Viridiplantae; Streptophyta; Magnoliopsida; Santalales; Ximeniaceae. Gene Ontology annotation, molecular function: pre-mRNA 3'-splice site binding; poly-pyrimidine tract binding.
GUAUGAUUAUAUUUUUCAUCCUUGAUAGAUUUAAUGGUGCUAAUGAACUUGUGAAGGCAUACAAAAAAUAUUGACCUAACAUUAUCUUUAAAUGUUUUAAUAUUACUGAUUGUUUGUAAUUAAUCUUUUUAUUUUGAUAUGUUUAUUCUAUAUCGUUCCUAACUCAUGGUUGUAUGAAUAAAUCUGUCUCAUCAUGAAAUGAAAGUUCCAAUUACGUAAAAUAAGUACAAGUCUUCAAAGGAGAUUUUAAAGAUUUCAAAUCAGUAUCAGCCAAGAUUAAAGAAAACCAGGCAUCACCCAGGCUAAGGGUGGGAGGUGGGAACGCUGGCUGCUUUCCUGCGGAUAACCGCGCCUCGAUCUCUAGGUUUUCUAUGCACCUCGCCUUCUAGACUCUCCAUUGCUCACCACAAGUCAAUUUUUUGGUGCGACUCUCCGGCAAGAUCUCUGUUCUAAGGAUGAGCAGCAGAUCUAGUCGGCAAAAAGAGAAGCAUGGAAACAGAAGUGAGCUGUCCAAGGAUAACAGUAAAGAAGGAACUGCUGCUCGAACAAGACCUUUCAGCUUUGACGAGAUAAUGCUUAGAAGAAAAAACAAGAAAUUGUCUGGAGAUGUUGAAGAAGCAUCAAAUAUAUUGAAUAAAGACCAUCUUGAGGAUGUUUCUAAUCAUUUCGAAUCUGACAGAGGUAGUAGACACAUUAAGGAUUCUUUUGCUGUUGUCCAAAAGCUUACUUUGGAGGAAUCUGUUAGGUUAAGUUCCAGAAAGAAAGAAGAGAAGACUCUUGUGAAAGAAGAUAAUUUAGCUAAAGGCAAUAAUAAAGAAAGUCGUCGUUCAGAAAAUGCACUGAAGGAAAAACUGAAAGAAGAUGUGACCAAUAAAGCAAAAGGAAGCAGAAUCGAGAAAGGUUUUCAUAGCAGGAGAAAAAAUGAUGAGUGGUCAACUGAUGAAUCUGAAAGUGAACAUGAAAAGAAGCGUUCAAGGGAUUCCAAGAGUAAGGACAGAUACACAGACAGAAGUAGAGGAAAAUCUGAAAGAGAGAGUAAACGAAAACACCGAAAUGGAGAUAGUGAGAAAGACAGAGAUAAGAAUUUUGUGAAGAAACAUGAUCUGGGAAAAUUGCACAAUCCAGAGUUUUUAGAGAGAAAGGAAAGGAGGGAAUCACCACCACCUCGUUAUGAAGAAUCAAGGACGAAAAGGAGGCGGUCUAGGAGUCGAGAGCAUGAUAAGAAUAGAGGUAGAAGGUCCAUUUCACUCUCACCAAGAGCACACAAGCGUGAGUAUUAUCAUGGGCGGGAGCAUGGAGAUUUGUUUUCACAUUCUUUGAAAGGACGGUCAGGAAAACAACAUUCUGAAAUUGAUAGGAGCAAAAUAUCAAGUAAUGGUUUGAAUAGCCAUUACCGGAGACAUAGUGGGUCUGCAAGUGGGCUUGGUGGGUACUCACCAAGGAAGAGAAGAACUGAAGCUGCUGUUAGAACUCCAUCCCCAACUAAACGCUCACCAGAGAAGAAAUCUGCUGGGUGGGACCUUCCACCUCCAGGAACAAAUAGCAAUUUCACUGGUGCAGUUAUUUCUAAUUUGCAGUCAUCAAGCCAAACUGAUCCAUCAACUGUAAAUGAGUUGUCCAGUGUUGUCCCUGUUGCUCCAACUACUGCAAAGCCUCUUUUUGGGGUUUCAUCCAAUGCUUUCUCACUGAUGAAGGGUACUUCCAUUGACUCAAUUCAACUAACACAAGCAACCCGGCCUAUGAGGAGGCUGUAUAUAGAAAAUGUACCGGCUUCAGCUUCUGAGAAAGCAUUAAUGGAAUGCCUUAAUAAUUUUUUGCUGUCCUCGGGCACUAAUCAUAUUUUAGGAACUCAGCCAUGUAUCAGCUGUAUUAUACACAAAGAGAAGGGCCAUGCUUUUGUGGAAUUUCUUACUCCUGAGGAUGCUUCGGCGGCCCUUUCUUUUGAUGGCAGAUCCUUGUUUGGCUCAAUUCUCAAAAUCAGACGCCCCAAAGACUUCGUAGAAGUAACAAAUGGUGUUUCGGAGAAAUCAGUUGCCGCAGUUGAUAAGAUCAGUGAUAUAGUAAUGGAUUCACCUCACAAGAUCUUCAUCGGUGGAAUUUCGGAGGUUCUUUCAUCUGAAAUGCUCGUGGAGAUCAUUAGUACCUUUGGAUCUUUAAAGGCAUACCGCUUUCAAGUUAAUGAAUACAUGAAUGGACCAUGUGCUUUCCUGGAGUAUGUGGACCAGUCCGUUACUCCCAAGGCAUGUGCUGGGUUGAAUGGCAUGAAGCUGGGAGGGCAGGUCCUUACUGUAGUUCAAGCUUUUCCAAAUGCAUCAUCAGUGGAAAAUGAUGGAAACCAACUAUUCUAUGGGAUCCCUGAGCAUGCAAAACCCCUUCUGGAGAAGCCCACCGAAGUCCUGAAGCUUAAAAAUGUGUUCAAUUCAGAGGGCCUCUCAUUGCUGUCUGAAGCUGAAGUGGAAGAAAUAUUGGAAGAUAUACGGUUAGAGUGUGCCAGGUUUGGCACUGUUAAAUCAGUUAAUGUUGUCAAGUGCAACAGCAACCAUGCCAACACUGCAGACGCAUAUGAAGUUUCUGAUCAUUUGGAAUCUGCUGCUGGCCAUCAAGAUGUGCGUGAAGACAAGAAUGAACUAAUGGAGACCUUGGAAGGAGGCAUCGAUCAUGGUUCUAAGGCAAGUAGCAGAGUGGAGUCCGAACCUCCAAACAAUGCUGAAGAACUUGUUGGAGUUGAUAGAGUUGCUGAAGGUGACUGCAUCAGAAAUGAUGAGCCUGCAAAUAUUUCAAGUGAUCUGAAUGAUGAGUCGUCUGAACUAGGUCGAAUUGAUAGUAAGAUGGCUGCUGAAGAUGAUUCAAUCCACCAGAACAAUUCUGAUGCUACUCUUGGGGAACCUUCGAACAAGCUAGACACUACAGAAGAUCAAAUGGAAUGCCACACUGCCAAGGUUCAUGUUUUCAUUAAAACACAAGAACUUAGCAUGGAAAGCAUAGAGUGUGCUGGAGAAGAGUUGAAUUUGGAGGAAGCCAAUGGAAUGCAGCCGGAAGCUUGUUCUAAACUGGAUGAUAUUUUGACAGUAGAAUCAGAUGCUGCUGAGAAAGAUGACAAUAGAGAACAGGUUUGUAAUCUCGCAGACAUUUUUGAACCAGGGUGUGUUCUUGUGGAGUAUAAAAGAGUGGAAGCCUCUUGCAUGGCAGCACAUUGUUUGCAUGGACGCUUUUUUGAUGAUCGAAUUGUGACUGUGGGGUAUGUUGCUCUUGAUCUUUACUGUGCGAGGUUCCCAAAAUGAACAGUACAAUUGGGUGAGAUAGCUGGUUACAAGAUGCUGUUGUCAACCCCCCAUGUGCUGAAUCACAUAUCUUUCAAGAAUUUCAACUGGGUUUUCAAUAGUUUUAAAAUUAUAUAUCCAUUGUGAAUCACAUUGAAUUUUUCUCUUAUUUUUAACCUUUCCCUUACUGAAGUCGUAGCAAUAUCAUCAUUUAGACCAGCUUAUUAGUGCCAGAGCCCUUGAAUCUUCAAGUGAUGAGUUGCAGCAUUUGAAUAAGAGUUGUCAUUUAAAGAGUGGGUGUAAAGUGUGGCUGCAGUGAUAAAUGGAAGUAUGAUGCCCUUGUAGACUUGGAUGAGUGUAGUUUAGGUUCAUUCCUGUGAUACCAUGUAUUAAAUCUUGUAGAAAAAAACUUGGGCCUAAUUUAAUUUGUAGCUGAAGGAACUUUAUGACUUCUCUUAAUCCAAGGGAGGCAUUAUGUGCAUGCAGAGCAAGAACGAUUAUGUUAAUAAUUUGGAAAGAAAAAAAAAAGGGAAAAUUUGUUAGGUGAUUGUCAA